UGUUGACAUUUUUGUGUCUGGACAGAUUACAAAUGUUUAUAAUCUUAUAGACAGAAUACAGUGGACAUGAUAUUCAAGGGAGAAGGCAGUCCAUAUAAACAGUGAGGGAUGAAUGUUGUUCACAAUGUGUCUCGUGUGGUUCAUGACAGAGUUUCUCCGAACCCAUUGAGAACAUUGUGUGUAAAUUGUGAAGGAGCCAUUAAUGCCCUGGACACAAGCAAGGAUAACUCACAAGUGGUAGUGGCAGGUAGAAAUGUUUUCAAGAUCUAUAAUAUUGAAGAAGAUAAAUUUGAGGAAAAGUUGAACCUUAGGGUGGGAAAAAAUCUCAAUUUGAAUUUUAGCUCUACUGAUGUUGCUUGGAAUCACAUUGAAGAUCACUAUUUAGCAUCUGCUGCAACCAAUGGUUCUGUGGUUCUUUGGGACUUAAAUCGUCAUUCUCACUCUAAACAAGAGUAUGUCUUCCAAGGUCAUCACACAAGGACGGUAAAUCGAGUUCGUUUUCAUGAGAACGAUGCUCACCUUUUACUCAGCGGAUCUCAGGAUGGAAGCAUGCAUAUAUUUGAUCUACGUAAGCAUGUUUCCAGCAGUGUGUUUAAGUCUGGAAAUAGUAUCAGAGAUGUGCAGUGGUGUCCUCCGCGAUUCAAUGAUUUCUUCUUCGCAGCAGCUGAUGAGAGUGGUAAUGUCCAUAUGUGGGAUAUGCGACGACCUGAUCGGCCUGAGAAACAAAUCACAGCGGCUCACAACGGUCCCGUCUUCACCAUAGAUUGGCACCCAGAGGAGAGAAAUUUGUUUGCCACUGGUGGACGAGAUAAAACAAUAAAGGUUUGGGAUUUCCCUAAAACUCAGGUAGUUCAUCAGAUUCACACAUUGGCAUCUGUUGCUAGGAUACGGUGGCGUCCCCAGAGACGACACUUUAUCGCCAGCUGCUCCUUUGUUGUGGAUUUUUCUGUCAGUGUGUGGGACAUUAAUAGACCCUACGUACCAUUUGCCUCAUUUGACAAACACACAGAUGUUGCCACAGGUAUCAUUUGGAGGAAGGAUGACCCCCAUGUUCUCUACAGCUGUAGUCGAGACACAUACCUGUAUCAGCAUGUGUUUAAGGAUGCUAAGAGGCCCGCAGAUGAUCUGGUUCCAGCAGGGUUGGACAUGAGUAUACAUGGAGAUAUUUCUUAUGCUACACUAGAAAAACCAGACCUAACUGUACGAUCGGGAAGGUUCUUUACAACAACCAAGAAAGAUGUGUCAAAAAAUGAAGAGUUUCUUGCCUACAAAAACAGUCUGAUGUUUGUGAUAACUAAAUCCUCUAAGUGUUUAUCAAUGGAGUACUUUGUGGACUGUGCCAGGAAUUACCAGGUGUGUGGGGCCCCCCUACAGGAGAUGUGUGAAAACAACGCACAACUGGCAGAAAGAUACGACAAUCGACAGGUGGCCCAGAGCUGGAGAAUUUUGAAAGUCAUGUUUGCAUCAUCAACAGAAUCAACGCAACGAGUUGGAAUUUCUACAACAACAAGGAGAGAUGCUCCACAGGAACCAUUAUCAGAAACAGCCACUCCAACAAAUGAAAUAAGUAAUGGAAAUGUUGAUGAUUCAUCCAACUCAGGUUCAGAUGAGGAGGACUAUAAGAAAGAGAACCUGACAAACAUUGCCAGGGGACAGAUUAUUCCGGAGGAGUGGGAUAUACUGUUUGCUGAUGGGGAUCAAGAUAUCAUUCAGUACAACAAUGUGGAUGGACUGCAGGAAUGGUCCUUACAACCUGAAGCCUUCCAACCGCGACAUGAAAUCAAAGACCAUGGUACUCCUCUAGACUCCAUACAAAAUGGUCACGAUUCUCCUACAAUUAGCGCCAACGAGAGUGAGAACAACACCCUUAGUGUCCCCCACCCCAGCGGGAACACCAAGGAGGAGGAGGUGCUGGGAUUUUUUGGGAAUACCCUGGAACUCCCAGAGUUUCGGUUCUCAGAUUUUAUCUCCAAGAUGCUGUAUCAUUAUGCAGAGCAGGGAGAUGUACAAACAGCAGUUUGUAUACUGAUUGUCCUUGGACCUAAAUACCGACCUCAAAUAGAACCUGAAGUUCAAGAAAACUGGUUCUUGUCUUACUUAGAUCUGCUGGCCAGAUUUCAGUUAUGGACUAAAGCGAAUACGAUAAUUAAACUAAGUCACCUCCCGCAAGUAAACCUGUUAAACCAGCAAUCAACCCGUAUCCAUGUCAACUGUCACAGAUGUAACCGACCGCUGCAGAGGGUAGGCUGGUUGUGUGAUCGGUGUAAACUCGUCAUCAACAAUUGUACCAUAUGUCAUUUACCUGUAAAAGGCUUGUUCAUCUGGUGUCAAGGUUGUUCACAUGGAGGUCAUCUCAGUCACAUGAAAGAAUGGUUUAGUCUCAAUAGACAGUGUCCUACUGGGUGUGGUCACCUGUGUGAGUUCACAUGACACACGUGGAUGUCGUGUUCAUGCAGUUUUAGGUCGUGUGUAAUGUGUAAUGCCCUGUUCACACUCAAAAGUAUAAUUUAAAUUAAAGACAAAUUACUGCGAAUCAAAUUUGAACUGCAUUCACAUGGAGAAUUUAAUGCAAAUUUAGUUUAAUUUGAAUUAAUUUACUGCACAUCAAAUUGCUUCUUGUUAACUCUAUGUGAAUACUAAACAAAAGCUAAUUCGAGUUUAAAUUUUGACACAUGCGUAAUAGCAAAAUUUAGCAACAUGCCACAUGUCAGUGGUCAAAUAUAAGUACUUAUGCUAUUUUUUGUAAAACAAAGGAAAAUUAAGUUUAUCACAAAAAAUGUGUACAGAGACAAAGUUUAUGUCAAAUGUACAUCUGCUGUGCAUAAGGUGACUUGAUUUGGAAAUGACGUCAAAAAAGCCUUACUGUAGAAAUCAAAUUUUAAUGCACAUUAGUUAACUUUGCAUUAACUGUCAAACGAACCAAUUUAACUUGCAUUAUUUUUACUUCCCAUUCAAUAACUGCAAAUUAAAUACUAAAUGUGCAUUCGUGUGAACAGGGCAUAAGUGCAUUUGAUACUAGAUGUAUUUAUGCUAAUAGGUAUUUUUUUUUUUUUACAUUGACGUGAAUGAAUUUGAGAAACAUGAAUGUUAUAUUUUAAUUUCCAAAGUGUUGAGAUGUGUUCAUUUUGUUUUAGAAAAAAUUGGCAGGAGAGUGGGUCUUUUAAUUAAUACAGGGUUCAUUGUAAUUCAGAAAAUAUGUUUGAUGUAUCAAUUAACACAGGGUGUUUCUUAACAUACAUUUCCUUUUAAUCUUGAUCAAAAAUGUUAUGCUAAACUUCAGGUUUGAUGAUACGUUCCUCAAAUAUCUGAUUUUGUAUCUCUUUGAAACACACCAAAAAUAUUUACAUAUUUAAUUAGUAUUAUCCUGUGAUUUCUAAUCUGUUUUCAAAAUGUCUUAAAAAAUAUACAUUCAAGUGAACCCCAAAGAUUAUUAUAUCAACAACUCAAGUGAUAUCCAAUAGCAUUAUAAAGGAAAUACCAUCCUCAGGUACCUCGCACAAAUGCCUGGUAACGUACAUGUACCUCAAUUUUUGUGAUGAAACUUGUUAAAAUAGCAAUACUUCAAUCCCAAGUUCUUGGGAAAAAUUAUAUAUUAAUGUAUUCACCUCUUGUCUGACCUUAACAAACUGUUUAGAUAAUCGAUUAUGUGCAGUUACAAAAAAAAAAGAUUUUGAAUGAAAGAAAAUUUUUAUUCCUUAUAAAUACUCCUGAAUUUUUGAUAA
This is a messenger RNA of Saccostrea echinata, 3722 nucleotides long. Its product is annotated as GATOR2 complex protein WDR24-like. The coding region runs from base 109 to 2430 and encodes 773 amino acids. The transcript has 20 exons. The record is from RefSeq and is a predicted model, not a curated record. Gene Ontology annotation, biological process: positive regulation of TOR signaling. Lineage: Eukaryota; Metazoa; Mollusca; Bivalvia; Ostreida; Ostreidae. Gene Ontology annotation, molecular function: protein binding.